This is a messenger RNA of Prorocentrum cordatum, 2142 nucleotides long. NCBI's taxonomy places the organism in Eukaryota, Dinophyceae, Prorocentrales, Prorocentraceae. The record is from the annotation of a GenBank genome assembly.
AUGGCUGAUCGGCGACAGCCAGGGGCGCACGACGACUACUGGCGCUUGGACCCGACGUCCAGGCGCCCUGAACCCAAGGAUUCAGCUGCAGUGUUCUUUGAGGUGGACUCCGCCCUCUUCGAGAACAUUGACGAGUACGAGGACUCCGCGCAGGAGUCACUACGCCAGUGGCAGGCGGAAGUCGCCCGCCACGAGCAGGAGCUUCAAGCGGGCCAGAAACGCUUCGAGGAGCUCCUCAAGAGUAUCAAGGCGGCCGUGGAGGAGCCCGCCAACAAGAAGAGGCGCACCCCUGAGGGUGCAGUGCAUGGUGCGGCGCCUGCGGCGCGUGCUGACCCGCCAGCCAAGCAGGCCCCGCCGACGGCGCCAGCGCCGCCCAUCGUGCCGCCUCCCGUCAAGGCGGCGCCUGCCAAGGUGCCAGCGUGCCCGCCAGCCAAAGGCGGAGGCACAGCGGCGCCUGCGGCACUGUCGGCGGCCGAGCGCACGGCCGCCCUCCUCGCGGAGGAGCAGGCCACCGCUGCUCGUGAGGCCAUUUCCCAGAAGGCCAAGGAGGCAGCGGCUGCGGCGAAGCAGACGGGAAAGCCCGCCACCCUCACCGCCGCCAAGGAGGGCCUCAGGCAGGCGGCACAGGUGACGUUGUUCUUCGGCAACGUCACCCAAUGGGGGCCCAAAGCCUCCAGGUACAUUCACAAGAUUCGCAACCACUACAAGGUGGUCGCCCUAGCGGAGACCCACAUCGAGAAGGCGCGCAUCCCCCUGGAGCGCGAGACACUACGGAAGGAUGGCUGGAAGUUGGCAGCCACACCAGCAGUGAAGAAGCAUGAAGGCUACUCCGCUAGCGAAUGGAUAUUGGCUCGUAAUUUCGUCGCCACCACGACGAUGGACAAGCUGCGCACGGACGUGAUGGCCAUGGGCCACAAAGACCCUUUCAGAGGUUUCGUUCCCAUUGUAUGGCACCUGCAAUCUGGCAACUUGGUGGUAGUCUCAACGUACCUCCCUCCAGGCAUGGGAGUCCAGCGCAGAAAUGCAGAUACCCUCAAGGCCUUGUCGGCCUUUCUUUUCAAGAUCAGAGACCCGUGGAUCGUCCUCGGAGACUGGGACAUGUCGCCAGCGGCGUUCACCAACACUAAGUGGCCCAGCAAGAUGCAGGGACACAUCGUCACGGCUGGAAACGUGGACUUCACCUGCGACCAGGGCGCCAAGGGAGGCAUGUACGACUAUGCGUUAGUAAAGGAUGGAUACCAGGACUUUGUCAAUAUUCAGGCGGUACUGACAGUUCCUUGGAGGCCACAUUCUGGACUGGAGAUAACGAUGGCGGGUUUCAGCAGCAAGUGGUGGCACCGCAGCAUUGAGUUGGCCCCCACGUUGCCCGCAUACUCCAAGCCAAAGCUGCAGGCCCAGGCCGACAGCAAGCGUAGCAAGCAGAAGAGAAAGCAGACUCAACGGCGAGCUGAAGCACUCCCAGAGCAACUGCAGGAUGCGUUUAUCGAGAUGAGUCACGAGCAGGACGCCCAAGAACCAACCCAACCACAGUUCCACAUCCCUGAGGACAAUUGGACUGUUGGACUUGCUCAGGCGGAUGCUCUAUUGACGGAUGGACUUGAUUUCGCCUCCCACCCCAUCCCAGUCACUCAGGCGCUGGCUCGAGACGAGGAGGGACAGCACCAGAUUGAUUGGCAUUAUGCGAGAUGGGUCACAGCUUUAGAGGAAACUAUCCUCUCUGUUGAGCCAGCGCCCCAGCGACAUUGCACGGGCAGACGCAACGGCUUCCAACUCCAAUGGGAAGUAUCAAAGUCAACCCCAGGACGAGUUCAUGUGGAAGAUAAGCCUGCUGAGUUAUGGGGCGUGAUGGCGACCUUGGUCUCACGCCUGCGCAAGCUGGUCGCCAAAGGUCUGAACCCAGCGCAGCAGGAUGAUAUCCUCAGGCGGCUGAAAGAGAUUGGUGCAGACAUUCUCAAGGGCACGCCGCUGCAGUACUUCGGCAAGAACAGUGAUGCUGAUCGCGAAGAAUGGACUGAGAUGUACAGCAGGCUUUGCAACGUGGACCAGUCGCAGAUCCAGGCUGAGUACUUCGCAGUGAUGGCCCUGAAGAAGGCCAGCGAGGUCCCGCCGCCAGACCACUCCGACCUCGACCCAGGCAUCUGA